Megachile rotundata (alfalfa leafcutting bee) is the source of this 2119-nucleotide messenger RNA. It is a transcript of the gene ais, whose product is annotated as DExD-box helicase 52. NCBI's taxonomy places the organism in Eukaryota, Metazoa, Arthropoda, Insecta, Hymenoptera, Megachilidae. The record is from RefSeq and is a predicted model, not a curated record. Gene Ontology annotation, molecular function: ATP binding; RNA helicase activity; nucleic acid binding. Gene Ontology annotation, cellular component: cytosol. Gene Ontology annotation, biological process: maturation of SSU-rRNA.
UAAUUUUUCUAUUCUUUACAAUUUACCAAGUGCACUCCCUGUAACUAUGUUUUAUAUACCAAUGUUGGUAAUGGAUAUGUAACUAUUGGUUACUAUACGUUCAAACUGUACAAUGCGGUUUUGGUCCUUAGAAGAGCAGAAUGAAAAAGAGGUUAUCUUGUUUAUUACAAGUUUAUUAAUUUAUAAAGAAAUUUAUUGUUAAAUACAUUACAAAAAUGGACGCUUAUGAACUUUUUCGAAAGCUCUCUACCGGUGUCAAGUUUGACAAGAAACGUUUUCAAAGUGAUGCAGAAAGGUUUCAGUUGGUCAAAAAACAAUCUGAAAAUGUUGUUAAAACUGAAAACAACAGUACCGAAGCAUUGAAUAAUAUGAACUAUCCAAUGAUGCCAAUGAAAAGAAAGCAUGAUGAUAUUGAAGAAGAUACAAAAGAUGCUGGUGAAUUAAUAUUAGUUGAUGGAAUGUCUGUUCCUAAAAAUGGAAAUAAAGUUAAAUCUAAGAAAAGUAAAGCACCUAUAACAGAAGAGAAACAGUUGAAAUUAGAACAGGAAAAGAUUAAUCAAUUUCGCAAUCAACAUCGCAUAAACGUUACAGGUAGUAGAGUACCUGAACCUAUUUCAGAAUUUAGUGAAUUAUCAAAGAAUUAUGGUGUAUCUGAGCAAUUAUUAAAUAAUGUUAUAACUUGUGGAUAUGUACAACCAACACCAAUUCAGAUGCAAGCCAUACCUGUUAUGCUGCAGAGUAGGCAAGUAUUAGCUUGUGCACCAACAGGAUCUGGAAAAACAGCUGCAUUUUUGUUACCCAUAAUUCAUCACUUAGGUGGGCCACAGAAAAAGGGAUUUAGAGCUGUUAUACUAUGUCCAACAAGAGAAUUAGCAAAACAAACAUAUAGAGAAUGUUUGCGUCUUAGUGAAGGUUAUGAUUUUAGAGUUCAUAUUAUAAGUAAAAUAAAUCAAGCAUUAACAGCUUAUGGUCCCAAAAGUUCACAAAAAUUUGAUAUAUUAAUAACUACACCAAGGAGAAUAAUAUUUCUAUUAAGUCAAGACCCACCAGCUAUUUCUUUCAAGAAUGUUGAAUGGCUAAUUGUGGAUGAAGCAGACAAACUUUUUGAAGAUGGAACACGAUGCUUUAGAGAUCAGAUGGAAACAAUUUCAAAAGCAUGCACAAAUGAAAACUUACGUAGGGCAAUGUUUAGUGCCACCAAUACUCCUGUAGUAACAAAAUGGUGUCGACAUAACUUGAAAGGUCUUGUUACAAUUACAGUUGGUCACAGAAAUGCUGCAACUGAUUCAGUAGAACAAGAACUUUUAUUUGUUGGAGAAGAAGGGGGAAAACUUGUAGCACUUAGAAAUAUUAUUCAGAAGGGAGUAUUACCGCCUGUAUUGGUGUUUGUACAGAGUAAAGAAAGAGCUCAAGAAUUAUUUAAUGAAUUGAUAUAUGAUGGAAUUAAUGUUGAUGUUAUUCAUGCUGACAGAACACAGACACAGCGAGACAAUGUUGUUCGUUGUUUUAGAGAAGGAAAGAUAUGGGUAUUGAUCUGUACAGAAUUAAUGGCUAGAGGUAUUGAUUUUAAAGGUGUAAAUCUUGUUAUAAAUUACGAUUUUCCACCGUCAGUUAUUUCUUACGUUCACAGAAUUGGUCGUACCGGUAGAGCGGGACAUAAAGGAAAAGCAAUCACGUUUUUCACUAAACAAGAUACUGUAAAUUUGAGAAGUAUAGCUGUUGUUAUGCGACAAUCUGGUUGUGAUGUUCCUGAUUAUAUGUUGGCUAUGAAAAAACAUAAUAAAAAAGAAAAACGACAACUUGAACGUAGAGCCCCUACUAGAGAAAAAAUAUCUACCAUACCAAAAUUUAAACGAACGCAUAACAAAGAAAAAACAGGAAAAGUUGAUACAAAAUCUCGUAAACCAAAGCAAAAUGAAUUAAAAAAUAAAAAGAAAAAAAUUAAGAAAAGUAAUGGAGAGAAAGUAGAGGAUAAAGAGAACUGAAAAAGCAUGGGAAAUUAGAAACAAUGGAAUUGUAAUAUAUAACGAAACAUUAAAUAUAUAGCAUAUUUUAUAAUCAUACAAGUGACAAAAUAGUGAUUGUUCUUAAAAAAUAGAACAUUUUUAUUUAGUAUAUA